AUGGCGGAUCCGAAGACCACUGUAACGCUCGCCGCGGAUUCCAACCAGGCCUUGGGCAUUGCCCAGUAUGCGUUGGACUUCAUCGGCGGCAAGUAUGGCGACAACAUCGAUGCCAGCGUCUGGGAGAAGAUUGAGCAGUUCCAUACGGAUUCUGUGAUGUGCGGGAUCUCCGCACUCGCCAUGAAGUGCAACUCCCCCACGGUCUUGCGCGAAGAGGCCCUGAGCUACAAGGAUGACGAGGGUGCGACGGUGUUCGGCAGCAAGCAGAAGUGUGCUCCUGAGAAGGCCGUGGUGGCAAAUUCGGCAGCGGCGCGAGAGUGGGAUUCCAACGGAACCGUUUUUGGCUACAAUCCCAACAUCCCGGGUCACCAGGCUGGAGAGUUUGGCCACAACGACUUCUACGGGGUCGUCAUUGCUGCGGCUCAGGUGACGGGGAAGGUCACUGGCAAGACCGCCCUCCGCGCCAUGAUUUGUCUCGAUGAGAUUCGCGGCCGUCUCGCAGAAGUCUUCAGCCUUAAGAGCUACAAGUUGGACCAUGUCAUGCAUGGUGCGAUCGCGUCCGCAGCGGUCUACGGAGCCUUGCUGGGAGCCACGGCCGAGGAGAUCGAGAGCGGAAUCGGCAUGGUGGUUGCGCACUAUGUACCCUUCCGUGCCAUCCGGGCAGGGAAGCAGCUUUCGGAUUCGAAAGGUGCCUCUGCAGCCAUCUCGACGGAGGCAGCGGUGCUUUCCAUGCGUCGUGCCAUGCGCGGUUUCGUGGGCCCCCGUGACAUCUUCCGCAACCCCGAGAGCAUCUUCAGGUUUUUCGAGCCCACCACGGGCGUGACGCAGAACAAGGACAGUAUUGACAUCACCUUGGGCAACAAAGUUCGCUGGGGGCAAGGCCCCAGCCCCUUCAACCUGGUCUUGACGCACUCGGGCUCCGACUUCGCCGUGUGCGGCAUGCACUUUAAGAUUGGUCUCUACGAGCAUCAGUCCGCUGGAGCACUGCACGGUGCCGUGCAGCUGGUCGCCGACAACGAGGAACUCUGCACCAAGGGCUUGGACAGCAUCGAGGGGAUUUCAAUUGUGGCCUACGAGCCAGCCUUCGGCAUCAUUGGUGACCCAGCGAAGAAGGAUCCAAAGACGCGACAGUCCGCAGACCACUCCAUGGCCUUCAUCGUUUCGCGCAUGUUGCAGAAGGCGGUUGCCAAGGGCAAGAAGCCCCCCAGUGUGCAGGCGGCCUGGAACGAUCUCAUGCUCACCCCCUAUGACUAUGGCAAGGAUGCGCUCCAUGACGCGACAACGCGUGCCCUCAUGCAGAAGAUCACUUUCAAGCACGGCGGCCCUGAGUACGAUGCCAAGUACCCCGAUGGUAUUCCAACCUCAAUCGACAUCACGAUGAAGGGCGGCAAGAAGUUGUCCAGCGGACUCGUGAUGUACCCACCAGGCCACGCGAGAAACACCACCGCUGACCUCAAGGGGUUGUUGGCCACCAAGAACAAGAUGCUGGGUGACUUGGUUUUCAAGGAUGAGACGUCGUACAAAAAGUUCCUCGAGCCAUUGAUUAACAUGAAGAAUCUCCCCGCUGCGGCCAUGCAGGACAUCUACUCUUUUGAUUUCUCCGACAUAAGGGAGCACAAGUGCAUCGACGGUGAUCUCCCCGUGGUCCCGCCUCUGAAGUCCCGUCUUUGA
This is a messenger RNA of Symbiodinium sp. CCMP2456, 1671 nucleotides long. NCBI's taxonomy places the organism in Eukaryota, Dinophyceae, Suessiales, Symbiodiniaceae. The record is from the annotation of a GenBank genome assembly.